GAGAGAGAGAGAGAGAGAGAGAGAGAGAGAGAGAGAAAUAAUUUAAGAAAAUCAUCCUGGUGGCACAGGCUGAAGGCGACGGCGGAGGCGACACACUCCACAUCUACGUUUCCUGAACGCAGGCGCACAGCGAGCUGUCGCGGAGAAGUGAUGAGUAUUGACGGCGUAGGUCUGUAAGGUGUGCCGGUCACUGCUGUCGCUCAGCUUCCUCCCCUCCUUUACGCCCCCAGCUUCAAGCGUGUGUGUGUGUGCAAGAGGAAGACGCUACUAGAGAGAGAGAGAGAGAGAGAGAGAGAGAGAGAGAGAGAGAGAGAAGUUUGCUUUUAACGCGCGGUCGCCUUUCGUUCACUUCAGACGAUGGCACGUCCGUAUUCGUGUGCCGCGCUGUUGCGUUUGGACCCCCGCAGCUUUCAACAGAACUGAGAUUAAUCCCAACAUUAAAAAAAAAAAAAAGUGUCACCAUGGCUGAAUAUGGAGAGAACAAGAGCGCCGUCAGUUCACCGGUUGCUGGCUGGAAAGCUGCGCAAGGAGGAGCCGGAAUGAGCCUCGAGACGCACCGAGGAGAGCCGGUGUCAAACGGGAACUGUAGCGUGCCAAACACCGCGAAGAGGGUCCAGAACGAAUCCAGCUGCGAGUCCCCGACUUGGGAGAACACGGGUUCAGAUUCAGCCUCCAAAGCAAUCCCUCGACGCAGCAGUCUGAUCAAGGAUGGGUCACGUGCUGGUCGGGAGAGGAAGAAGACGGUGUCCUUCAGCAGCACCCUGUCAGAGAAGAAGAUCAGCAGUGCUGCUGACUGUAUCCACUCCAUGGUUGAAGGGAGUGAGCUGAAGAAAAUCCGAACCAAUUCCCGUGUUUACCAGCGUUACUACCUGUUAGAUGCAGGCCUACAGGCUCUAUGCUGGGAGCCAUCCAAGAAGGAGUCAGACAAAGCCCGGAUCUCUCUCGGCUCCAUGCGAGAGGUAAGGACAGGUCGUAACACAGAAACCUUUCGCACCAGCGGAGUUUAUGACCAGAUUUCAGAGGACUGUGCAUUCUCUAUCAUCUAUGGAGAGAUGUAUGAAAGCUUGGACCUGGUGGCCAACUCUGCUGAAGUGGCUAACAUUUGGGUGACUGGCUUAAGGUAUCUCAUGCAAUAUGGGAAACAUGCCCUCGACAUGCUCGCCAGCAGUCAGGACAGCCUUCGUUGUGUCUGGCUGGAGCAGUUGUACUCCUCCGCUGCCGAUUCGGACAGAAAAGAAGACCUUGAGGAAGGGAUCCGCUUGCAGUCGGCCAUCAAGUUGAUACAGAGCGUAAAUCCUGGGGUGAGCAGCGGUAAAGUGGAGCACAGGUUUAAAGAGCUUCAAAGAGUCCGGGAGAGGAUGUGUGGGCUUACACUAGACAAUGGAUCUGGAGCUAAAGAUCUCAGCGAAAACAAAAGACUAAUAGCAAGAAAUGAACGUGUCACUAAGCAGGAGUUCAUUGAGGUCUUCCGUGACUUUUGCACGCGCCCGGAGAUCUACUUUCUGUUGGUGCAGUUCUCUAGCAACAAGGAGUUCCUGGACACCAAAGACCUGACGAGGUUCCUCGAGGCUGAGCAGGGCAUGGUUCAAGUGAGUGAGGAGACCAGCCUGAAGCUCAUCCAGUCCCAUGAGCCAUCGGAGGAGGGCCGGCAGCAGGGAUACCUGUCACUAGAUGGCUUCACUAGCUACCUCACCUCGGCAGAGUGCCAACUCUUUGACAGGGAGCAUGACACUGUGUUCCAGGACAUGUCCCAGCCUUUGUCUCACUACUACAUCAACUCCUCCCACAACACCUACCUCAUCGAGGACCAGUUUCGAGGUCCGUCAGACAUCUCCGGCUACAUACGAGCCCUCAAGAUGGGCUGUCGCUGUGUGGAGGUGGAUGUUUGGGAUGGCCCCGAUGAGGAUCCAGUUGUGUGUACCGGACACACUCUCUCCCCACCACUGGCGUUGCGCUGUGUGCUAGAAGCCAUUGGAAAAUUUGCAUUUGUGGCAUCAGAAUAUCCAUUAAUUGUAUGUAUUGAGAACCACUGUUCACAACUCCAACAGAAAGUGAUGUGGCAGCAUCUCAUGAGGAUACUAGGAGAGAGGUUGUACACAAAUCCCCCAGACGAAGGGGAGUUGUACCUACCAUCACCCCAUGCUCUAAGACAUCGAAUUCUACUAAAGGGUAAAAAGUUAGAGCCAGAUUCUGAUGACGACGAUGGGGAGGUAAGUGAGGAGGAUGAAGGGGCAGAAAUGUGUCAAAGGAUGAAAGCAGCUAACAGUGCAGGGGCAAUGCCUGGAGGAAAUGAGAAGGACAUGGUGCAGAAAAGUGUCUCUUUCACAGUUGUCCCUCAGUCUAAUCCUCUUCAUGUUCCUCCCAAACCUUUCCAGCUCUUGAAGGAGCUCUCUGACCUAGUAACUCUUUGCUGUUCAGUCCGCUUCAUUGACUUUGCAACAUCAUCCAAAAUCCAAAAAUCUUGGGAACUGUGUUCCUUCCAUGAAUCUCUGGCUGUGCGUCUUGCUAGUGAGAGUCCAGGCCACUUUGUCAAUCACAACAAGCGAUUCCUGUCACGGGUUUACCCCAACCCCAUGCGUAUUGACUCAAGCAACAUGAACCCACAGGACCUGUGGAAAUGCGGUUGUCAGAUUGUUUCUAUGAAUUUCCAGACAGCGGGACUGAUGAUGGACCUGAACACUGCCUGGUUCCGGCAGAAUGGGAACUGUGGUUUUGUGCUGCGACCAGCCAUCAUGCGGCAGGAGGUGUCUUAUUUCAGUGCAGACACCAGAGAUACAGUGCCUGGUGUGUCUCCACAGCUCCUCCAUGUAAAGGUGAUCAGUGGCCAGAACCUGCCCAAGCCGAGGGGCUCGGGGGCCAAAGGAGAUGUGGUGGACCCCUACGUGUAUGUUGAGAUUCACGGCAUCCCAGCUGACUGCACAGAACGCCGCACCAGGACCAUAACCCAGAAUGGGGACAUCCCCAUCUUCGAUGAGAGCUUUGAGUUCCAGAUCAACCUGCCCGAGCUUGCCAUGGUUCGCUUUGUGGUACUGGAUGACGACUUCAUAGGGGAUGACUUUAUAGGUCAGUAUACCAUCCCUCUGGAGUGUCUUCAGCCGGGUUACCGACAUGUGCCACUCCAGUCUCUGACAGGGGAGGAACUUCCCCAUGCCAAGCUCUUUGUCCACGUGGCCCUAACUAAUCGCAGAGGAGGGGGAAAGCCUCACAAAAGGGGACUGUCAGUGCGGAAGGCCCGCAAGGGGAGAGACUACACAGCUCUGAGGGACUUGGGGCUCCGGGCUGUGGAUGAUGUUUUCAAGAUGGCUGCUCCUCUGCUGAGAGAAGCCACCGACCUAAGAGAAAACAUGCAGAACUCGGUCGCAGUGUUCAGGGAGCUGUGUGGGGUGUCUGUGGUGGCUAACCUCAUGCAGUGUGUACUAGCUUUGGGCUCCAGGGUUUCAGGACCAGACGGAGCGCCAUUACUACUGUUUGACCUACGGGACCACUAUCCCACUCUGGAGCCACAGGGGCCACUGCCUGACGUCCUUCGCCGUGUUGUCUCCACAUAUGAAAUGAUGGUCCAGGCCAGCAGAGCAGUGGUCGAGCUCUCUGAUGGAAUCUACGACAGGAUCCUGCAUAUACAGACAAUGGCCAUGGAGUUUCAUGAGAAGCUGCAGAGUCUGGCAGCGAAGGAGGGGUUAAGAGGUCGCAAGGUCACUCGAGCGGUGGAGAGUUUCAGCUGGAACAUCACUAUCCUUAAGGGUCAGGCUGACCUGUUAAAACAUGCCAAAACCGAAGUCCAGGAGAACAUGGAGCAGGUCCAUGAUGCUGCUUUGACUGGAAACCUCACCAAGGAGAGUGUGGGAGUGAAAAGAGUCCGCUCACAAACACGACGAGGUCAGGAUGACAAACCCACCACAGGUGCUAGAGGACCCUCAGCCUAAGCGAGCAAAUGACCAGCAAAUGAAAGAGGACGUGACGAAAUUGCCAUCGUAGCUGCUGUGACAAACCCCUAUCACAUUGUUUAAAUUGUCUUAAUGAAUCUAAUAUGAGACCUAUAGCAAGAGCAGAGCUUUUAAGAGAGAAGACCAGAAGAGUUGAUGAAUGUAAAAGUCUACAAAAUGAAGCCAACAUCCAGCUUCCUGCUGCAGAUAACCUUCGAGAGCUCAGAGCACUGCAGAACAUAAACGACACUGGGGAGAUGAAUGUAGUUAGAUUUAAAGCCAAGAUUCAGAUUGUACUGUAUUAAACUGUAAAUACAACAAGCAUCUAUUAACCUCUUAUGUGCAAUGUGUCCUAAAGAAAAAAAUGUCAUUUUUAAUGGCACAUUCUGGUAUGACUCAGAGCUCAGCCAAAAGAUUUUCAAAGCCCUUUGAAAAACUUUUGAAAAACUGCCUCCUCCACAUUACCAGCUUGUGAAUCACAAAGCCACUGACUAGCAAUAUCAAGAAAAGAUUCAAAUAAAAACUGGGUUAGUGUAUGUUUCAAUGAAAACCAUUUCACUAUUAUUACAUGGAAGAAAAUCAGGAAUCUGUGGAUGUUUUAUCUCUUGGACCAGUGCAGCCCUUUAUAUCAUUUUCCUGCUUAUUUCCAUUAAGCAUUUGUAGGUCCUGGAUCGCUGCUCUUCAUUACCUUCAAGUCCUUUGUCUUGCCAUGAAAUCAUCCACUCCCACCCACAGUAUUGUUGUCUCACAUACAGUGUUCUAUAUUUUUGUAUUUUCCUGUUCCUGUUUUCUGUUACCCGGCAUAACGAUCAACUCCAUACAUGUAAAUGUCUGGGAACAAAUACUGUUAUGUUGAAAGUGCUUAAUAAUUUGUCUGCAAAACACUGUACAGUAUUUUAAUAUGUAAUUCUAUCCUUUUGCUGUAAAGAAUAUUUUACAUAAGUUAUUGAUCCUGAAUGAAAACAUUCCAGAUACAUAUGUCCUCGGUGCAGUAGAUGAGGCUUGCAGUUCAUGAUUACCUUCCCUCAGUCGGUAUGGAAAUAAAGUACUUUUUAAAUGACUGAU
Molecule: messenger RNA, 4988 nt
Organism: Larimichthys crocea (large yellow croaker)
Lineage: Eukaryota; Metazoa; Chordata; Actinopteri; Sciaenidae
Product: inactive phospholipase C-like protein 2
Exons: 12
Coding region: 462-3923 (1153 amino acids)
Biological process (GO): phosphatidylinositol metabolic process; gamma-aminobutyric acid signaling pathway; release of sequestered calcium ion into cytosol
Molecular function (GO): phosphatidylinositol-4,5-bisphosphate phospholipase C activity
Source: RefSeq, a predicted model, not a curated record